Molecule: messenger RNA, 1201 nt
Organism: Dromiciops gliroides (monito del monte)
Lineage: Eukaryota; Metazoa; Chordata; Mammalia; Microbiotheria; Microbiotheriidae
Gene: TEX261
Product: testis expressed 261
Exons: 6
Coding region: 72-662 (196 amino acids)
Biological process (GO): endoplasmic reticulum to Golgi vesicle-mediated transport
Cellular component (GO): COPII-coated ER to Golgi transport vesicle; Golgi membrane; endoplasmic reticulum membrane
Molecular function (GO): COPII receptor activity
Source: RefSeq, a predicted model, not a curated record
CGGCGGCGGCGGCUCCGGGUCCCGGGCCGAGCAGGGAGGCCCGGCGGAGGCCGGAGAGCGGCGGGUGAGCCAUGUGGUUCAUGUACGCGCUGAGCUGGCUGUCGCUGCUCAUCCAGGUGGCCUUCGUCACCCUGGCCAUCGCGGCCGGACUCUACUACUUGGCUGAGCUGAUAGAAGAGUACACGGUGGCCACCAGUCGGAUCAUCAAAUACAUGAUCUGGUUUUCCACAGCCGUGCUGGUCGGCCUCUACGUCUUUGAGCGCUUCCCCAGUUUCCUGAUUGGCAUGGGCCUUUUCACCAACCUCGUCUACUUUGGCCUCCUGCAGACUUUCCCUUUCAUCAUGCUGACCUCACCCAACUUCAUCCUGUCUUGUGUGUUGGUGGUGGUCAAUCACUACUUAGCGUUCCAGUAUUUUGCAGAGGAAUAUUACCCCUUCUCAGAGGUCCUGGCCUAUUUCACAUUCUGCCUCUGGUUAAUCCCAUUUGCAUUCUUUGUGUCUCUGUCUGCUGGGGAGAAUGUCCUACCCUCCACUGUGCAGCCUGGAGAUGACGUGGUCUCCAACUACUUCACUAAAGGCAAACGAGGCAAACGUUCUGGAAUCCUGCUCGUCUUCUCCUUCAUCAAAGAAGCCAUCUUGCCCAGCCGGCAGAAGAUGUACUGACCACUCGGGGAGGGGGCCCAGGGGUGAGGAGGAGGGAGCUGGGGCAGUGAGCCUGGAGGUAGAUGUCUUUGGGGGAGCCUCCCCCCACCCUGGCCCUCUCCCCCGUAUCCCCACACCCCCGAGGGGUCUUGGUUAGGAUCGGAUAAAGCUGAAGGCCACGUGAUACAACCUGGACAUUGCUUCCGGAGGAGGAGUCCAGAGUCGGGCAUCUGGGAUCUGGGGAGGGCUACCCAUCUUUGGACUUUGGGUAGCCUUUGGGCCUGGAGGCCCCAAACUGCCCCUCAUUCCUUCCUCCCGAGACCUGUAAUGGGGCUGUUGGGCCGAGCUCCGCUUCUAGUUCAUCAGCCCCACCGUAUGGGGCUCAGCUCUGCUCGAGGCAGGGAACAAGGGGUUCCUCUCUCCAGAGGACCCUGAGGGUGGAGCCACGACUUGGUGCAUUUCCAAAGGAAAUAGCCUUUUGGUGUUGAAUCGAACUGUGAUUUCUGUCAAAGUACAAAUACCCAUUUGAAUAAAGAAUCUGGGUGGCGUUUUUUCCUUAA